Messenger RNA from Sabethes cyaneus, 2539 nucleotides. RefSeq lists its product as uncharacterized. The record is from RefSeq and is a predicted model, not a curated record. The coding region runs from base 1 to 1791 and encodes 596 amino acids. Lineage: Eukaryota; Metazoa; Arthropoda; Insecta; Diptera; Culicidae. The transcript is spliced from 5 exons. Gene Ontology annotation, molecular function: signaling receptor binding.
AUGCAUACCGAUGAGCGCGAUUCGGAACGCACUGGACCGGGCGGUAGUAACAUGCAGCACGCUACUGCUGGGAAUAAUGUAUCAGGUCACGGUAACGUUAGAUCUCGUGUUCGCUACUGGUUGAACGAUAUCGUCGAUGAGAUGCGCAAGAAAAGUCCUGCGUCCGUGCAAAAAUGGGUGGACUCAAUACAAAUUCCGCCAACGGCUGGCACUAGCGUUGAUGCCGAACCAGGCCCAUCAUCUAGCCAGCUAGCAGAGCUGCAGUUAUGUGUAGAUCGUACGAACCAGGAAGGGUUGGCCGCAUCCAGCCUGGAACUAGACAACAGCGAAAUCGAAGUUGACAUGGAGGCUGCAGCGACCUCCUCUCAAAAGGAUUGUGCCACUACUAUUGAGCCUCCUGUAUCAAUCGAUGGGAAGUCGAGAACCAUAAAAAAUCUGCUGUCAAUGAAACUUGAGAAAUUCAAUCGCAGUAAUAUGAAUUUGGAGCAAGAAAAUUCAUCAAUUUCGGAUCAAAAUAAAAUAGCUACAGAAGAAGAACCUCGGAAAAGCACGUCAUUAGCAUCGAUCGGAAAAAUCAAGAUCAAUGAGUUUUAUGAUAAGCUAAGCAUGAACAAGGCAAAGUAUAAUUUAAUUAAGACUAAGAAACUUGAUAUACGUAAUAUGAUGGGAACGAGUAAAGAGAAUCUCACGCAUACACUACAAAGGCAGCAACAACCGGAGGAAUUACAGUCGGAAGUAAAAGCUAAUACAGAGGAAGAUGUUGAACACUUACACAUAGUUGAAGGCGCCGAAGAAUGUAAAUUACAUCGGUCAGAGGCAAGUGGUAAACUAAGCAGCAGUGAUAUCUACGAAUUCUCCUUUGAUGAAUCUUUUCCAAAGGAUGAGGAUAUACCAGAUCCAAGUGAAGAUGAGGAGAAGGAAAACGUCGAAAUGCCACCGGAUUGCUAUGAUAAUUUUCUGAUUCCUCCGAAAAACUGCCACCGAAUGGGUAUCGGUAGAAUCGGUCGCAGCUCCAGUGAAAAUCCUCAUAGCAAUAAGCGCUUCAAUUUAAUGGAAAUUGGACGCAGUUUUAGCGAAAUGAAUGAUGAUGACCAAUUUGACAUCAGUGAAGGUAACAAUAGCUGUCCGAACCCGUCGUCCCUAAACACCAGUUCCAGUAUCAAUAAUAGCAAUAGUAAUAUACUUGCAAGAUCCGUUCCAGUUAGCCCUAUUCCGCACACUUCUAGCAAGCUCAGUAUCCACCAGGAAAACUCACUCUCGGAAUCCCCACGACGUCGUAGUGCUAUGUUGAUAAAGGAUAGCUCGCUUCAAUCUGACUCUAGUCGAUGUUCAAGCGUUGAAAGUUUAUUGAAUGCUCGAAAACCAGAUCCGGAAAGAAUAUUAUUAAAUCUAGGCUUCGGACCAGCGGCUCACAGUGGAGACGUAUUGUCUAAGAUUCCUAAAAGGUUUCUUAAGCCAUCACAGGUCCGAGGAGUCGACACGGAAGCCUUCUUACGCCAACAACAACUGUCGAUGCAUAUCCAUGAAAACAGUGUACUCGGAUAUCGCGGGCUGGUUGGAAAUCCUCACGUCCCUCCUUCAAUGAUAGUAGCGAAAAUAAUGGAACGCUUUCAGGAGAACGAGCGCGGUCGGUUAGCCCAUGGUAGUAGCUGUAGAAACGCAACUGUCGGAAUGUCCAUUUCCGCACCAGUCGGACGCAUGCCUGAAAGUCAUAACUCUUCAGGUCCUCCCUCACCCAUUCCAAUCCAUCGCCACUCUUCUCUUGCCUCCAACGAACGGAUAAAGUUCUGAAUUGUACAAUGACAAUCUUGCCGUUUUAAUGUUAAUCAUCCAAAUGUGUUGUAUUGAAAUUUCUGUCCUAUAGUUCUAUUUGUUUAACUGUCACAUAUCGAGCUUUAAACCUACUUACAAUCAACUCGUCGACAAAUUUUUAAACUUUUCUAUAAUGUUGACAUCUAUCUACAUUCCUAUAUAAACUUGUUACGCACCUACGUAGUUAAUUAUCUAAUUUUUGAUUCUUAGAAUUUUACUCAGAAGACAAAAACUCAGUAUUCGACAUUGUUGAAGAUCAGUAAGCAUAAGGUACUACAAAUAUUUUUGAUAACGAUACUGUAAACAUUUUUUCCUAUACGUACUUUAAAAAAAACUUAGCGAGCAAAAUCUGAAUUUCAAAUCAUACAUAUCUAUACCUGGUACUUUCACUAGUUAAAGAUGAGCUGAAUGAUGCAUAAGACUGCCUGCAAAGACAAGAUCGUAGAAAACGGCACACCCUUUAUUCAGCAUAGCUGAUUGCCUUAUGUGAUUGGGAAAUAGUUUUUUAUACAUUUUUCUGCCUUCUCUCUAGUUGGUUCAUCUAAAUUAGGUAAUAAAAAGGGGCCUAAAUUGGGAAAUGUCUUAGAUGCAUGAUUUUGGGCCUAACACGCCUAAAAAUAACUUGGAUGACGUUAAAGGAAUCUCUAUAGGUAAAUAAAUUGUACAGCUUAAAAGAAGAGACCAACUCAACUGUCGUCGGGAAAUACGUCGAAAUAUAAAUCGAAUC